UUUCUCUCUCUCAUUUUUGCAGUGCCUCAGUCCUCACUCUGAAAUUCUUCUUUCUCGAUCAGCCAUGGCGUCGCAGCAGCGGAGAAUAAACCCUAGCUUUCUCUCUCUAUGCCUUGCUCUCGGCCUCCUCUUCGCCUGCGCCUCCGCUAAGGUCUUCUUCGAAGAGCGUUUCGAUGAUGGAUGGGAGAAACGGUGGGUAAAGUCUGAUUGGAAAAAGGAAGAUAAUACUGCUGGAGAGUGGAAUUAUACUGCUGGUAAAUGGCAUGGAGACCCCAAUGAUAAAGGUAUUCAGACCAGUGAAGACUACAGGUUCUAUGCCAUUUCAGCUGAGUUCCCUGAGUUCAGCAACAAGGAUAAAACCUUAGUGUUCCAAUUCUCCGUGAAGCAUGAACAGAAGCUUGACUGUGGUGGUGGCUACAUGAAACUACUCAGUGGUGAUGUUGAUCAAAAGAAAUUUGGUGGUGACAGCCCAUACAGUAUCAUGUUUGGACCAGAUAUCUGUGGGUACACAACCAAAAAAGUUCAUGCCAUUCUCAACUACAACGAAACAAACCACUUAAUCAAGAAGGACGUCCCAUGUGAAACUGACCAACUCACUCAUGUCUAUACCUUCAUCCUACGCCCAGAUGCCACUUACAGCAUCCUAAUUGACAAUGUUGAGAAGCAGACUGGUAGCUUGUAUUCUGACUGGGACCUUCUUCCACUGAAGAAAAUUAAGGAUCCAGAGGCCAAGAAACCUGAAGAUUGGGAUGACAAGGAAUACAUUCCUGAUCCUGAAGAUAAGAAACCAGAGGGUUAUGAUGACAUCCCUAAGGAGAUUCCCGAUCCUGAUGCCAAGAAGCCUGAGGACUGGGAUGAUGAAGAAGAUGGUGAGUGGACGGCCCCAACCAUUCCCAAUCCAGAAUACAAGGGUCCGUGGAAGGCCAAGAAAAUCAAGAAUCCUAACUAUAAGGGAAAAUGGAAGGCACCUUUGAUUGAUAACCCAGAAUUUAAGGAUGAUGCAGAUCUAUAUGUUUACCCGAACUUGAAGUAUGUAGGCAUUGAACUGUGGCAGGUGAAAUCUGGAACUCUAUUUGACAAUGUAUUGGUAUCUGAUGAUCCUGAAUAUGCUAAGAAGUUGGCUGAAGAGACAUGGGGCAAGCAUAAGGAUGCUGAAAAAGCUGCUUUUGAUGAGGCAGAAAAGAAGAGAGAGGAGGAGGAAGCAAAGGAUGACCCAGUCGAUUCUGAUGCUGAGGAAGGCGAUGAUGAUGAUGCUGCUGAUGAAGCAGAUAGUGAUGAUGCAGACACCAAAUCAGAAACAAAGGAAGAUGUUACUGCCGCAGCUGAGGAAAAUGUUAAAGACGAGCUGUAGGAAAGUACGUGCGAGUGCUGUGGUUGGCCCAACAUGCUGCUGCGAAGAAGAGCUUUGUUGGCAAUUGAGCUCUCGACAUUUUUCCUUUUUUUUUUUUGGCUUUUAGCUCUAGAAUUGCUGUUUAGGGAAAAAAGAUAUUGGAGGCUCUGCAUGAACUUGGUGUUGCGAUACUUCUUUAUUCUCAUCUGGCUCAGCCAUUAGAACCAAAAGAGAAACAUGCCUGUUUUAGUUUUAGAUUUAUGAACAGCCUGGACUUGGAACAUUAGCGGUGUUGAGAUUGAUUUAUUUCGAAGAUUUCAGCAUUAGUCUGACAUGGAUGAUC
Molecule: messenger RNA, 1673 nt
Organism: Coffea eugenioides
Lineage: Eukaryota; Viridiplantae; Streptophyta; Magnoliopsida; Gentianales; Rubiaceae
Product: calreticulin
Exons: 14
Coding region: 65-1351 (428 amino acids)
Biological process (GO): protein folding
Cellular component (GO): endoplasmic reticulum; endoplasmic reticulum membrane
Molecular function (GO): calcium ion binding
Source: RefSeq, a predicted model, not a curated record